ACCUGUCACCCUGCUGUCUCCGCCCAUGGCUCCGCCCAGCCCAGGCAGCAGCAGCAGCAGCAGCACCGCCGGCUGGGAGCAGCUCAGCAGGACUAACUUGUACAUCCGAGGACUGUCCCCGUCCACCAGCGACCGUGACCUCGCCCAUCUGUGCCAGCCGUAUGGCAAGAUUGUAUCGACAAAGGCGAUCCUGGACAAGGCGACUAACAAAUGCAAAGGGUAUGGCUUUGUGGACUUUGAUAGUCCGGCUGCAGCCCAGAAAGCCGUGACUGCCCUCAAGAGCAGCGGGGUUCAGGCUCAGAUGGCAAAGCAACAAGAACAAGACCCGACCAACUUGUACAUCUCCAACCUGCCUCUGUCCAUGGAUGAGCAGGAACUGGAGAACAUGCUCAAGCACUUCGGCCAGGUCGUCUCCACUCGCAUCCUGAGGGACUCCAGUGGAGCCAGCAGAGGAGUUGGCUUUGCCAGGAUGGAGUCGACAGAAAAAUGCGACGCAGUCAUUUCCCACUUCAAUGGCAAGUUCAUGAAGACGCCCGCAGGUGUGCCAGCACCUUCUCAACCUUUGCUCUGCAAGUUUGCUGACGGUGGGCAGAAGAAGAGACAAAGCCAGAACAAAUUUCUCUCCAGCGGUCGAGGCUGGCUCAGAGAGGGAAGUGCCAGACUGGCUGGUAUGGCACUCACAUACGACCCCAGUGCAGCUGCCAUGCACAACGGGUUCUUCCCAGCAGCGUACAGCAUCUCCAACAGGAUCAUUGCUCACACCUCCAUGUCUCCUUACAUGUCUCCACUCUCUGCAUACCAGGUUGGACUCCUUCACACUACAUCCAUCAUCAAAUGUACAUAUAUACAUACAUGUAUAUAUAUAUGUAUAUAUUUAUAUAUAUAUUGUGUUGAUGUGUUACAGGUGCAGAACCCAUCAUGGAUGCCUCAUCAACAUUACCUUUUGCAGCAUCCUGCUGCAGUCAUGUCGCCCCCUAUGGACCCUCCCUUGUCACUGCAGCACACCUCCAUGAUGUCACCGCUCACGCAACACAUGAGUCACAUGACUUUGGGCACCACUGGAGGGUUCAUGGCGGCCAACACUCCCCUGGCAGGCGCUUACAUGCCUGCGUACUCACACGUGCACUCGGCAUGCCUACCUGGCCAGGAAAACGGCCUGUCGUCACAGGCGGACACACCUGGCAACCCUUCCCCGUAUCCAUAGCAACACGGCGUCAACAAGCACCGCAGCGAGGACCCUUCCACGUUUUGACGGCAUCCUUUUCUUUUUUGUCAAAACAUUUUCAAAGCCUUUCAUCGGGUGUUGGAAAAGACUCCGUUUUGAAAAAAAAAGUUUUUAUUUUCAUACAAGAAAUGUUUAUUUUUUACCAAAGAUUGUUGCCAAAUACAAGACAGAAACACGCA
Molecule: messenger RNA, 1404 nt
Organism: Entelurus aequoreus (snake pipefish)
Lineage: Eukaryota; Metazoa; Chordata; Actinopteri; Syngnathiformes; Syngnathidae
Product: RNA-binding motif, single-stranded-interacting protein 1-like
Exons: 11
Coding region: 26-1204 (392 amino acids)
Cellular component (GO): ribonucleoprotein complex; cytosol; nucleus
Molecular function (GO): poly(A) binding; mRNA 3'-UTR binding; poly(U) RNA binding
Source: RefSeq, a predicted model, not a curated record